CCACACAAGCUCUGUGAGAGAGUGUCCAAGGAAGCAACGAGAAACCAUCCCCCCCUCCCCCCCACAACCAAAAAAAAAAAAAAAAAAAAAAAAAAAAUCCUAGGUUGAUAUCACACGGGAAUCAAUCGUUGCAAUUUUUUCUUUUAGGUGUUCUAAAGUUCGCGAUCGUGUUUUGGGGGAUCGAAGGGGCCGCUCCAUCGAAACCCUGCUCUUUCCCUUCGAAACCCCCCAUUUUUAAACCGUUCCCGCGACGCGUAAUCGGUUUCGGGGUAGCGGAACCGAUUUCGCUGAUUCGGUUUCUCCCUCUGUGUGGAGGGAUUUGAUCGCUAUACAGUGAUUUGGAGGCGGGGGGAUUUGUUGGUAAUAGAUCGCUUCUAUUUUUCCUGUUCUUGGAUCGCUUUUUUUAAUGGUUUUCUGAUGGGAAAAUCGGUUGACGUGAUGCUUAUGCUGUUCGGUUUUAUAUUGGUGGCCGCGUGGGUUUAUAGUUUGGAUUAGGAGCAGUCAUUUGAUCUCCUUCUUUUGAUAUUGGCAUUUGUAGUUGGUUUCUGAUGGAUUUGCAGUUCAAAAAGAGGCAUCUUCAUCAUCGCGGGGUGAUUUAGAUACUAGGUAUUGUUGGUUUGAUUUGUUGUUGUCAGAUUAUUUCCCCAAAUUCAUCUUGAAUUGGAAUGUUUUGUGGUUAAAAAAGGGUUAUUGUUCUGAUUAUUUACUCCUAUUCUGUUGUAUCUUCAAGAAUUGAGUGAAGUUUCCGAGCUUGCAGAUGAACGAAUCAGAAUGAAUGGUCCUGAGGAGGUUUGUUGUCGAUGGAAACCCCAGAUAAGAGGUUUUCUGAUUUUGUCGGCGUCGUGAAAUCGUGGAUCCCUCGCAAGAGCGAAUUGGCCAAUGCUUCGAGGGAUUUUUGGAUGCCCGAUAAUAGCUGUAGGGUUUGCUACGACUGUGAUUCCCAAUUUACGGUUUUCAACCGUCGCCACCACUGCCGCCACUGCGGGCGUGUAUUCUGUGCAAAAUGCUCGUCUAAUUCCAUUCCCCGUGUGCUCGACGACCAGAAGAGUACUAGGGAUGAAGGUGAACGGGUUAGGGUUUGCAACUUUUGCUUCAAGCAGUGGGAGGAAGAUAUGGCGGCUGCUACUGCUGUCAGUGGAGCUCGGCCAUCUAGUCCAGUGCUCAGUCCAUCUCUUUCAACUACUAGUAUAGCUAGUUCUAAAUCAAGUUGCACAGGAAACAGUAGUACUACUAUAACGGCUGGGUCGGCCUCUUGCUCUGCAGGAGCUUAUCAACAUACACAGACUUGUUCUGUUGCUAGUCCUCUUCAGUGUGAUCGAAUGGAAACUUGUUCUGAUAAGCAAGACAUGCUAAUGCCGGGGAGAAAUGCAGACUCAACAGUUGAUAUGGGAGAUGGUUCUAAUCAUUUUGGAUAUUGUUUGAAUAGAAGUAGUGAUGAUGAGGAUGACUAUAGUGCAUGUCGCUGCGAUUCAGAACCACAGAAUUGCCAGACUUGUGAUGACUAUUAUGGCCCAGUCGAGUAUGAUGACUAUCAGUUAAAUAAAGAUCAUCAAAAUGAAGGAACGAAUGACGCGAAAGAUGCUUGCACAAUCCAUGACAGGACUGACCUCAAUGCAUCUUUAGGUGUCGAUAGGAUCAGAGAACAUAGCCAUGAAAAUGGUGAUGAAUGCAAUGCUUCUUCCUCUAUAUAUAGCAUGCAAGGCGCUGACGUGGAGCCCGUGGACUUUGAAAAUAAUAAAUUAAUUUGGCUCCCUCCUGAGCCUGAAGAUGAAGAAGAUGAGCGAGAAACCAUUUUAUUUGAUGAUGAUGAUGAGGAUGCCACAGGAGAAUGGGGUUACCUGCGCUCGUCAAACAGCUUCCGAAGUGGAGAGUACAGAAGUAGAGAUCGGUCGGCUGAGGAACAUAAGAAGGCCAUGAAGAAUAUUGUCGAUGGGCAUUUUAGGGCUUUGGUGGCGCAACUUCUUCAGGCUGAGAAUCUGCCUAUGGGUCAAGAAGAUGGCAAGGAGAGUUGGCUGGACAUAAUUACGUCUCUGUCAUGGGAGGCAGCUUCUCUUCUGAAGCCAGACACUAGCAAGGGUGGAGGAAUGGAUCCUGCUUUGUAUGUGAAAGUGAAAUGCCUUGCUUGUGGACGGCCCAGUGAAAGUUUUGUGGUGAAAGGAGUUGUUUGCAAGAAGAAUGUUGCUCACCGUCGUAUGACAUCAAAGAUUGUGAAACCACGCCUUCUUAUUCUUGGUGGAUCUCUUGAGUAUCAACGUGUCUCAAACUUGCUUUCGAGUUUUGAUACCUUGUUGCAGCAGGAAAUGGAGUAUUUGGUGAUGGCUGUUGCAAAAAUACAUGCUCACCAACCCAAUGUCCUUUUGGUGGAGAAUACAGUGUCUCGUUUUGCACAAGAUUUAUUUCUUCAAAAAAAUAUUUCACUUGUUUUAAAUGUCAAAAGACCACUUUUAGAGCGUAUAUCCCGAUGUACUGGUGCUCAGAUAGUCCCGUCAAUUGAUCAUCUGUCUUCUCAAAAGAUGGGGCAUUGUGAUUUAUUUCAUGUGGAGAAGUUUCUAGAAGAGCAUGGUAGUGCUGGGGAAGGUGGCAAUAAAUUACUGAAGACUCUUAUGUUUUUCGAAGGUUGUCCAAAGCCGUUGGGUUGUACAAUUUUGCUUAAAGGUGCUAGUGGUGAUGAGCUGAAAAAAGUUAAACAUGUUGUACAAUAUGGAGUGUUUGCGGCCUAUCACCUAGCUCUGGAAACAUCUUUUCUGGCGGAUGAAGGUGCAACUCUCCCUGAACUUCCCUUGAAGGCACCUAUAAAUGUAGCGCUGCCUGAAAAACCACCUAAAGCUGACAAAUCCAUAUCAGUGAUACCUGGUUUCACGAUGCCUUCUAGUGGAACACUGCAAUCUAAUUCGGUGCAACAACCAAGUGUGACCGAUCCUAAUAUACUGCCUGGUGACUCAACUGAAAAUGAUUGUGUUAUCUUUCAACAAGACAAGGUUUCUUUACCUUCUCUAUUUAACUCAUCUGGCUAUACACAGUCAUGUACUAAGAAAGAGCAGAGUCGAGUGAAUGUUGUUGGGGAACUUCCUGCUGAAUGUAGAGUUGAUGACCGAUUGCCAUCUAAGUGUUUGGAGAGCUUUGAUUCCAUGAACGAAGAUGAUGAAUUGGCUCAUAAUUUUGGAGUGGAUACCAAGUCAAAAGAUCCACCGCCAUCUGAUUUGAAGACUUCACCACAAGAUAAUGGCGCAAGGGAUGUGGAAGCAUUUUCCAAGGAGGAUGUACCCCCUUCUCCUUCUGACCAUCCAAGCAUUUUGGUUUCCUUGUCUUCCCGUUGUGCGUGGAAAGGGACAGUGUGUGAGCAUGCACAUCUCUUUCGAAUCAAGUAUUAUGGUAGCUUUGAUAAACCUUUAGGGAGGUUCCUGCGAGACCAUCUAUUUGACCAGAGUUAUAGAUGUCGUUCCUGUGACAUGCCAUCAGAAGCUCAUGUUCACUGUUAUACUCAUCGCCAAGGCAGUCUUACAAUAUCAGUUAGGAGGCUUCCAGAUUCUCCUUUGCCUGGAGAAAGAGAUGGCAAAAUAUGGAUGUGGCACAGGUGCUUAAAAUGUCCUAGGGUUAAUGGAUUCCCUCCGGCGACUAGAAGAGUUGUGAUGUCUGAUGCUGCAUGGGGUUUGUCUUUUGGUAAAUUUCUAGAGCUCAGCUUUUCGAAUCAUGCUGCUGCUAGUAGAGUAGCUAGUUGUGGUCAUUCUCUUCACAGGGACUGCCUCCGCUUUUACGGGUUUGGAAGGAUGGUUGCUUGCUUCCGAUAUGCCUCUAUCAAUGUUCAUUCUGUUUAUUUGCCACCGCCAAAACUUGAUUUUAAUUAUCGGCAUCAAGAGUGGGUAGAAAAAGAAGCAAAUGAGGUUGCAAAUUCCACUGAACUUCUCUUCAAUGAGGUUCUUACUGUACUUGCAAAACUUAAGGAGAAAGGGCCAAGUACUGGGUCUCUUGAUGGCAAUGUGAAAAUCCUGGAAUCAAGAAAAAACAUUGUUGAACUAGAAGAAAUGCUGCAAGUGGAGAAGGCAGAGUUUGAGGAAUCAUUACAAAAAUUAAGGAAAAGGGAGACAAAAAAGGGACAACCUUCCAUCGAUAUUCUUGAGGUUAACAAAGUAAGAAGGCAGUUACUCGCCCUGUCAUAUGUAUGGGAUCAGCGAUUAAUUAUUGCUGCCUCUUCAUAUGGUAGCUCUUUCGAAGUGCUUAGUGCUUUCCCUUCCAAAAACAAUGAGAAGCUUGGAUCCACUGAGAAGGUAGUGAAUUUGAAUAUCUCCAUCAGGUCAGAUUCAAAGGCUGAUGAUUUACUUAAUGGAAUCCUAAAUUCAUCUGAAGAAGGUAAAGAGGCAGUAAACCAUCCUAACCAGCAUAACAUAAAUCUGCCAAAGAAAGAGUCGGAAAAUGUUGUUACUGAUGGAAAAAACUCGAAUAUGCGUCAGGUUAAGAGUUCUAGUGUAAAUAAUCAGCUUGGUACUCAGGAAUCUGGUGGCGGUGUUCGAAGAGUUCUCUCUGAUGGGCAGUUCCCAAUUGCAAUAGACCUUUCAGAUACAUUGGAUGCUAAGUGGAGAGGUGAAAAUGGCCCUUCAAAGUCGUUAGUUUCUGUAGAAUCAGAGAAUAUGGAGGAAAAUCGAGUAAUUCAGAUCCCCCCCUUUGCAUGUGCAUUGCCUGCAAGGCUAGGAGACAGUGUGGAGGACUUGUCGAGCUGGAUGAAAAUGCCAUUUUCAUUGUUUUAUAAGUCUCUGAACAAAAAUUCAGGAAGUGCCUUAAGAUUUGAUGCCCUGAGUGAGUACAGUCCUGUCUAUGUUUCUUUGUUCCGGGAGUUAGCAGGCCAAUGUGGGGCGAGAUUUUUCCUUCCUAUUGGAGUAAAUGAUACUGUCAUCCCAAUUUUUGAUGAUGAACCAACCAGCAUCAUAUCUUAUGUGCUCGUUUCUCCUGAUUAUCAUUCUCAUUUGUCUGAUGAGGGGGAGAAGAAAAAAGAUUGGAUGGAUUUGCCACUUCCAUUACCAACUUAUGAUUCGGGUUUUCACUCUUUUCAGUUACUUGAUGAUAUUUCUUUAGAAAGCUUUAGGAGUUUGGGUUCGAAUGAUGACAGCAUUUCAUCUUUUUCUGGAAGCAAAAGUUCCAUCACGUUGGAACCCCUUACAUCUAUGAAAGCGCUGCAUGUUAGGGUUUCUUUUCAAGAAGAUGGGCCACUUGGAAAGGCGAAAUAUACCGUGACCUGCUAUUAUGCAAAAUGCUUUGAGGCUCUGAGGAAGACUUGCUGCCCAUCCGAGCUUGAUUUUGUAAGGUCUCUUAGUCGAUGUAAAAAGUGGGGAGCGCAGGGUGGAAAGAGUAACGUUUUCUUUGCGAAAUCGUUGGAUGACAGAUUUGUUAUAAAGCAGGUCACUAAGACAGAACUCGAAUCGUUUAUCAAGUUUGCACCAGAGUAUUUUAAGUAUUUGUCAGAGUCGAUAAGCACAGGAAGCCCAACGUGCUUGGCAAAGAUUUUGGGGAUCUACCAGGUUACAACUAAACACCUUAAGGGUGGAAAAGAAUCAAGAAUGGACGUUCUAGUUAUGGAAAACCUCUUAUUUGGGCGGAAUGUGACAAGACUUUAUGACCUUAAAGGAUCCUCGAGAUCACGGUACAAUCCUGAUUCCAGUGGUAACAACAAAGUUCUUCUUGAUCAGAACUUGAUCGAGGCAAUGCCAACUUCUCCGAUUUUUGUUGGCAACAAAGCAAAACGGCUCCUCGAAAGAGCUGUUUGGAAUGAUACUGCUUUUCUAGCGUCGAUCGAUGUAAUGGAUUAUUCUUUACUGGUGGGUGUCGAUGAGGAGAAGCACGAACUUGUCCUCGGAAUAAUCGAUUUUAUGAGGCAGUAUACAUGGGACAAGCACUUGGAGACAUGGGUAAAAGCUGCAGGUAUCCUCGGCGGACCCAAAAAUGCUUCGCCCACCGUAAUUUCCCCAAAGCAGUACAAAAAGCGCUUCAGGAAAGCAAUGUCUGCAUACUUUCUCGUGGUUCCCGAACAAUGGUCGCCUCUGACCAUGGCUUCGAGCAAUUCGCAGUCCGACCUCUGCCAAGAUAAUCGACAAGGCACCUCUCAAGAAUCCUAAGAUAUCGUUUUCUGUGUAUAUUUGGGGUAUAUAAAAUGAGAUGGCCCUCAUUAUUUGUUGGGUUUCUUUGUUUCUUUUUCGUUCUCUUCGUUUUUUCCUUUUAUAUAGUAUUUGUAGACCAUCAGGCUUUUUAUUUAUAUUUAUGAUUAUUUUUUUUUGGUUUAAAUGUCACGACAUGGUUAUUAGAUGCCAUUAGAUUUUCCAUGUAGGAGAGCUUCUGAUGAGCUCAUGAUGAGGAUGUGCAAAUAUAUAUAAUAAUUCAUGUAAAUGUUACAACAAACAUUAUAUGGAAGUAAUGAAAUCUUAUUUUGUGUAUUUUGGUUCUUUAA
Ananas comosus (pineapple) is the source of this 6433-nucleotide messenger RNA. RefSeq names its product 1-phosphatidylinositol-3-phosphate 5-kinase FAB1B. The transcript is spliced from 11 exons. Lineage: Eukaryota; Viridiplantae; Streptophyta; Magnoliopsida; Poales; Bromeliaceae. Gene Ontology annotation, biological process: phosphatidylinositol phosphate biosynthetic process. The record is from RefSeq and is a predicted model, not a curated record. Bases 801 to 6104 code for a protein of 1767 amino acids. Gene Ontology annotation, cellular component: endosome membrane. Gene Ontology annotation, molecular function: ATP binding; metal ion binding; 1-phosphatidylinositol-3-phosphate 5-kinase activity.